CACCCAACCCUCCUUUGACACUCCCACCGUAGUAUCACAUACCGCCUCCGUGCUACAAUCCUGACGUCGUCUUACUUUUAGCCUGUCGAUUCCCCAACAUCAAAGGAACUUCCAUACCUGACGGCUCAACACCUCUCGACCUGUUCAGUCACACCCAAUAUCAUCCAUACGUGUUACCGGUAUUCCAUCCGGACUAUUAUCCCUUGUCUGGUGCCUGACUGUCGCCUUUGUUUCCAACUCUUUGUUGACGCAUCACCGGGGACACCAAAGAGACGGCACGACCUCGAUUCUGGAAGGCCAUCUAUAACCCUCAGUCACCGAGUCGAACAACUGGGAAUUGGUACCAUUACACAUCCCGACAUACUCUUCCAGUAGAAACUCGAUCCACUUCGACAAAAUGAUGGUUCCAUCGUUAAAGGCCCUCUUGAUGGCCUUGUCCACCCCCUUGGCCAACCAGGGCAUUCCGACCGACACCUUCGGCAAUGGUGGCAAGGCCGUUGCUGCCCUCAGUAACGGCGUUAGCCUACGCAUCAUGCCACUUGGCGCAUCAAUAACGUAUGGGCAGGCAUCGACCGACGGCAACGGUUACCGUAAUUCACUGCGCAAUGCCAUUGUCAAGCUCGGCAACCCAGUCAACAUGGUUGGUUCGCGUCAUCACGGCACCAUGCAGGACAACGAUGUCGAGGGCUGGCCAGGCUACAGAAUCCACGAGGUCCACGCGAAGGCCCACACCGCCGUGCCCGCGUACAAGCCCAACGUGGUCCUCAUCAAUGCCGGCACCAAUGACGCAGCAGGGAAUCUCAACAUUUCGACAGCGAGCGACAGGAUGGGAGCCAUGAUCGACGAAGUCUUUGCCGCCAGCCCGCGCGCUGUGGUUAUCCUUAGCACGCUCAUCAUCAACACCUUACCGGCCACUGAGAAGCGCGUGUUGGUCAUCAACGACCAGUACAAGGCGUUAGCGCAGCGGAUGAGGGAUGCGGGUAAGCGAGUGAUCCUGGUGGAUAUGCACGACGCGACCAAGGGCCCAAUCCCCGAAGACAUGUUCGAUUCCACCCAUCCUACUGAUGUCGGGUACCGCAAGAUGGCCAACAUAUGGUUCCAGGGCCUCGUGGAGGCCAGCAACCUCAAGUGGCUCCAGGCGCCCGAGCCUCUCAGCGGCGUGCCGGAUAGCGGGGUGGUCACGGCGAGGAUGGUGAAAGAGAAAGCUGGGAAGCGGGCGGAGGUUUUCAAGUCAUAAUACCACCGCACCGUGGCGACUGGCUGAAGAAACUCGGAGAAAUAAAGAAGAUAAAACCGAUGUUCGAAGGGAUGGGUUUGCAUGGCUGGCGGAGCCUGGAGUUACGGAGCGUUUUUUUUUUCCCGCAACAUUUUUUU
Neurospora tetrasperma FGSC 2508 is the source of this 1374-nucleotide messenger RNA. RefSeq lists its product as uncharacterized. Lineage: Eukaryota; Fungi; Ascomycota; Sordariomycetes; Sordariales; Sordariaceae. Bases 398 to 1237 code for a protein of 279 amino acids. Gene Ontology annotation, molecular function: phosphatidylcholine lysophospholipase A1 activity. The transcript is spliced from 2 exons. The record is from RefSeq and is a predicted model, not a curated record.